Molecule: messenger RNA, 726 nt
Organism: Trichomonas vaginalis G3
Lineage: Eukaryota; Parabasalia; Trichomonadida; Trichomonadidae
Product: SRY (sex determining region Y)-box family
Exons: 1
Coding region: 1-726 (241 amino acids)
Biological process (GO): regulation of DNA-templated transcription; cell differentiation; anatomical structure morphogenesis
Molecular function (GO): DNA-binding transcription factor activity, RNA polymerase II-specific; RNA polymerase II cis-regulatory region sequence-specific DNA binding
Source: RefSeq, a predicted model, not a curated record
AUGUUUAUAGGGCAAUCCGUCUAUCCGCCGGUUUCCACACCCGCCCAAUGGACACAACCAUCUAUCCCGCCCCCAGCUUUACCAGAAACGCACUCUCCUCCUACUUCUGACUCUCAGGCAAAGCGUCCUCUAAAUGCCUUUAUGCUAUAUUCGAGAGAAAUGCGAAUUAGGAUUCGCCAGGAAAACCCGAGCAUGUCCAAUACAGAUAUUAGUACUCUGUUGGGCAAACUAUGGAAAGAAGUACCAAACGAUAUCAAAUUGCAAUUCAAGCAUCGGAGUGCUAAAAUGCAGGAAAUCUUUAAGGCCGAACACCCGGAUUAUACUUACAAAAAAGCAAGAAGGAAACGUGCUCUGAAUGAUUUAAUUGCGAAAAAUCCUAACGGUAUAACACCAUCUAUGUUAUCUCCUGAGCCCGCAAUUCCUAAGAGUGUUCCAAUAAAUUCUUUUCCUUCACCAAUUCCUCAACAAUCUCCGCAACCAUAUAAUCAAAACAAUGGUAUCCUAAAUCAGCCCCAGAACAUUCCCAAAAUCCAAUUGCAACCAUUGUUGCAACCUCAACCUGUCUCUCAGCCUCCAAUUCAAUAUCCUUACCAGUUUCAACCUCAGAUUCCAACAUUUUCAAUUCCUCAAACGCAAUAUAUACCUGUUCAACCAGAAUUGAUUCCAUAUGGUGGAAUCUCAGGAAUAAGUCAACCUAUGUAUGGAAUGAUGCCAAACCCAAUUUAG